Molecule: messenger RNA, 513 nt
Organism: Medioppia subpectinata
Lineage: Eukaryota; Metazoa; Arthropoda; Arachnida; Sarcoptiformes; Oppiidae
Source: the annotation of a GenBank genome assembly
AUGGUUUAUAGCGGGUGUCCGUCAAACUUCUUCGACUGCGGAAACGACAGAUGUAUCGCUCAGUUCUGGAGAUGCGAUGGAGAAGACGAUUGCGGGAAUUGGGCGGACGAACAGUCGUGUCAUAAUCUAAAGCUCAAAUGCCAUGACGUGAAUGAGUGUCCUGUAAACCACACGCGCUGUAACGACACUCACGGCACGUGUAUUCCCGACAAAUGGCUGUGCGAUGGUAUGGAUGACUGCUCUAACGGUGCCGACGAACACAACUGUACGGCCAAUGCUGUCGAGUGUUCGGGCUUUUUGUGCCACAAUUUUGAAUGCAUUCCUUCGCGAUGGAGAUGUGAUGGCAUUUCCGACUGCGACGACAACUCCGAUGAAGACGAGUGCCCGAAGGCCAGGAAGAACGAGAUCUGCGACAAAGCGCACGGCUCUUACCAGUGUAUGACCGGUGAAUGCAUUCCUCACAGCAAAGUGUGCGAUAAGAAGAAAGACUGUCCGCAGGGCGACGACGAGGGC